Messenger RNA from Drosophila serrata, 1272 nucleotides. RefSeq names its product glyceraldehyde-3-phosphate dehydrogenase 2. Gene Ontology annotation, biological process: glucose metabolic process; glycolytic process. Gene Ontology annotation, molecular function: NADP binding; glyceraldehyde-3-phosphate dehydrogenase (NAD+) (phosphorylating) activity; NAD binding. NCBI's taxonomy places the organism in Eukaryota, Metazoa, Arthropoda, Insecta, Diptera, Drosophilidae. Gene Ontology annotation, cellular component: cytosol. The record is from RefSeq and is a predicted model, not a curated record.
CCCCUAUAGAGAUCUAGGAAUGCCAAGAGCCAAAAUUUGAACGUGUUAAUUUUCUUUUUUUGCAUUUUAAAUUUAACAAAUGUUUUGAUUAACGACGGCCAUGUCUGCAAUUGGAAUCAACGGUUUUGGGCGUAUAGGCCGAAUGUUUGCCCGCCAGGCUCUAGUGCGUCCCGAUGUCCAGAUUGUAGCCAUCAAUGAUCCCGGACUGAAUCCCAAGUACCUGGCCUAUAUGCUGCGUUAUGACUCCACCCACGGCAUGUUCAACUAUAAGAUGUCAAUAGAGGGCAACUGCCUGGUAGUUUGCGACAAAAAGAUUCAAUUGCUGGCGGAGAGUGACAAGAAUAUCAAGUGGCGCGACAUGGGCGUUCACACGGUUGUGGAGUGCUCUGGACGAUACACUACCCUCAAGGAUGCCCAGGCUCACUUGGACAGCGGAGCUAAAAAGGUGGUCAUAUCGGCGCCUUCGUCUGAUGCUCCAAUGUUUGUUUGCGGCGUUAAUCUGCAUAGUUAUAAGCCGAAUUCAAAGAUCAUAUCGAAUGCCUCUUGUACGACCAACUGCUUAGCUCCGCUGGCCAAGGUGGACGACAAUUUUCAGAUUAGUGAAGGCCUAAUGACCACCGUACACGCAGCCACCGCCACCCAGAAGAUCGUCGAUGGCCCGAGCCAAAAACUGUGGCGAGAUGGGCGCAGUGGUAUAUCCAACAUCAUACCGGCUGCCACGGGAGCAGCCAAGGCAGUGAGCAAGGUGAUCCCGUCUUUGGACGGGAAGAUCACGGGUAUGGCGUUUCGUGUGCCGGUGCCCAAUGUUUCAGUGGUGGAUCUCACCUGUCGCCUCAUAAAGCCAGCUAAAAUGGAUGAUAUCAAAAUCAUUAAGGAAGCCUCUGAGAGUGAUAUGAAGGGUAUUCUGGGUUACGUAGAUGAGGGUGUGUCCACCGAUUUUAAUGGCUCCCGAUUUGCCUCUGUCUUUGAUGCCAAGGCGUGUAUCGCUAAUGAUAACUUCGUCAAGCUGGUCAGUUGGUAUGACAAUGAGACGGGCUAUGCCUGCCGUCUCCUGGAUUUGGUUAUCUACUCACAGUUGGUGGAUAAGUGUGCCCUGAAGGAAAAUGAGAAGAAACAGUACAAGGAACAGAUUUAGGAUCAGAUUUAGGGUGCCAAAAAGUAGGUUGAUCUUUGUUCAAGAAAAAGUUUAAGACAGAAGACGCAUUAGGCUUACGAAGAUUUUAUUUACUAAAUUAAUAGUUUAAGGAAAUUUCGAAUUAAAUAUAUUAAAUA